Malus domestica (apple) is the source of this 1836-nucleotide messenger RNA. RefSeq lists its product as uncharacterized. The record is from RefSeq and is a predicted model, not a curated record. NCBI's taxonomy places the organism in Eukaryota, Viridiplantae, Streptophyta, Magnoliopsida, Rosales, Rosaceae.
AUGCAGAGAGCAGUAGUGCAAGUGAAAAGCAUCUCGGCUUUGAAAGUGUGCCGAAACCAUGCCGGAAAAAUCACACAACUCGCAGAAAAAGUGAUUACUCCUUUUCCUCCCACAACUCCUUCACAACAAUUGCGAAGCCCCUGCGUUGAUCUCUACUUCUGCAGUCCCGUGGAGGGAUCAUACUUUGACUGCCGGUCGAUUUCCGAAUACCAGCAAACGUUGGUGCAGAAACUAUUGCCGCAGGCCUGGUCCCACGAUCCCCUAACUACCCUCAAGCUCAUUUUGCACCUCCCAGGCGAAGCCUUCUACGCGGCCGCUGUUUGGCUCCACCACAACCACCCCAAGACCCUUGCCUGCAACCUCCUGCCUAUUGCAGACGACGGGGGAAUUGCCAGCGUCCUCGAAAUUCUGUCCCGGCUAGACGUAGGCCACUCAGUUGAUGACUACCCUUGGACUUGGACGAGGAUGCUGUACAACAUCAGCCGCCAGCAGAAUUUCUGUGCUAAUCCCUUUGUGUUCCGUAGUAGUCGGGCAGAGACAACCAAGGAGAAAGCCAGCGCCUUGUUGAAGAGAAGGAAGACCAUCGCCAUGGCUAACAAGGUCGCUGAGAGGUAUGAUCGCGAUCCGCAUUAUCGGUUCUUGCACGACCGGGUUUCGGACCUUAUUGCCGAGUGCUUGAAGUAUGAUAUUCAGGAACUGAACAAGCUUAAGCACAAGCAGCAGCAGCAGCAGCAGGGCGAGGAGGGGCUGGAGAUGUUGGAGUUGAAGAUAACGAGUGCCGCUUCAUAUUGCCCUUCCAGACCCAACUCCUCCAAGGCCCCACGCCCCACGGGUCUGCUGUAUGAAAGCAUUGCGAGAAAAUUUCCGCUGGGGAUGCGGCUGAGAAAGGAGGUUUUGGUGCCGUUGAGACAAGCCAUGGCGUCAAGGAAGUCAGUCCAAGAUGAUGCCAACCCGUGGGGUUAUGAUUAUCAUCCGUUCCCUCGCACUGAGUGUCCCAUUUUCAAGUAUAUGCUGGAGCUGAACGAAGCCAUUGCCGCCAAGUCCAAGUCUGUGCCCGAGUUGAUUGAGACCGGUGCUCUGCUUCCACACCAGAUCCUAAGAUAUGCUAGGAAAUUCGAGCAAGCCGCCGAGCUUCUGUGGGAGAGAAUGGUGGAGGACUUGCACCAGAAGCAGGGGAAGCUCAACAACUGCUUGGUUGUGUGUAAUGUGGACACAUCCUCCUGGUUCUGCAGCGAGGCUGGGCCUCUGGGGCUGUUGGUGUCCCAACUGAAUAGCCAGAAUCCAUGGAAAGGAAAGGUGGUGAGUUACACUCGAAACCCUCAGAUGCAUUUGAUACCACCGGGCAAAGAUCUUAGGUCCAAGUGCAAAUUUAUGGGGAGUUGGGAGGAGAAGGACUGGGGUGACAAGGACUGGGAGAAGGAGGUUGAUGCGGUGAAGAAGGUGUUUGAUUUGAUUCUGGAAGUCGCCGUGAAAGAGAAUGUGAAGCCAGAGCAGAUGAUCAACAAGGUGUUUGUGUUUAAAGAGAAAUACGGACAUAAAGACCUUACUUGGAGUGGAAUUAGGAACUCAAUAUUUUGUGAUUACAAAGAAAUACAAAGGAGGUUUGAGGCCAAGGGGUAUACAGUGCCACACUUGAUGAUUUGGAGUACGAACGAUGGCAUCAGUCCAUUGGAGCCGCCUGAGUGUAGCGUAGAACAAGGGGUGACGUUGUUGCGUGGCUUCUCCGACAACCUGGUCAAGUCCUUCUUGGACAAUGACGGGGAAAUUGGUCCAGAAGAGAUCAUGGAAGCAGCCAUCUCCGGCGAAAACUAUCAAACUCUGGCCGUAGUCGACUGA